Molecule: messenger RNA, 7079 nt
Organism: Xyrichtys novacula (pearly razorfish)
Lineage: Eukaryota; Metazoa; Chordata; Actinopteri; Labriformes; Labridae
Source: the annotation of a GenBank genome assembly
AUGAAUUUCGAUCAGAUCCUCUCUGCAAUUGGAGGCUUUGGCAAAUACCAGAAAAUUCUCUACAUAUGGAUUUGUUUACCCCAGAUCUUCCUCGCCUUCCACAUGAUGGUGAGCAUCUUCACAGGAGCCACGCCGUCACACCAGUGCAGGGACAGUCCGAGCUCAGUGACCGGGACGGAGGCUCUGACACCCGCUUCACUAAGCCUAAACUUCAGCACCUCAGAUUCCUCCUGCUACUCUUCUGAGGUCCGUUUGCAAGGCAACGGGACCGAGCGUGUCCCAUGUGGCCACGGAUGGGUGUACAGCAACGAGACUUUCCAGAGCACAACAGUCACAGAGGUAGAUCACCUUAUAUGAUGCUGACUUCAGAGGCCAUCUCUGUAAAUAUAGAUCAAAAUGUGCAUCAGAAGAAAUGUACAAAGGUUAUCAUGUUCAAAUAAGUGGCAUAUUAAAAGAAGGCUAAAUCAAAGAGGAAUUCUCCCAGUAAACUAGAAAUAAUUCAAGAAAAGCAGCAAACAUGAGCUGACUAGUACAAAGUAAGACAUAGCAUCAAGAUAACCUAUAUAAGCUAGUUAGGAAUACUAAUGCAAACAUGAUUGUGACAAGAAACAACCUUCAACAACCUAAGAUUAAAACUUCUACACAAAGUCCCAACAGCCUAUUGUUUGAAUGUGUUGUCAGUGUUUGGUAUGGAGCCAUGGGGCACAGCAACAUGACUCAUAAACAACCCUUGGUCCCCAGUUUAUGUUGCAGCUGGUUUGCACAAUGACUUUACUUAUAAGACCUAAUGGUCUUAAUUGGCUAUAGCAAUAUCCCAAACCAUUGUGGUCUUACAGGAAAGGAUCCAGGGUUGCCAGCAUGUCCUAUCCUAUCAUUUUAUGGUAAGGUGUACAGUUAAAACCUCUUGUCUUUAUUUAGCAUACAGCCUGGAAAUAUAUUUCUAAACAAAGUUGCACUCUCUUUAAUAAUAAGAUUAAUUUAGAAGAGGGCACAGAUUUUGGGACAGACAUAGCUAGACUAGCUGUUAAACUGUUUUUUUCUGUCUUUAUGCUAAACUAUGAGCCUUAGAGUAAUAAUAAUAAUAAUAAUAAUAAUAAUAAUAAUAAUAAUAAUAAUAAUAAUAUUUUAAUUAUAUAGCACUUUAAAAAACAAGAGUUUACAAAGUGCUUUAACAUGCAGAAAAACAAAGAAGAUAAAAACAACAGAACAACAACAAGAGGACACUUGCGGGAAAGAGCCUUGAACACCAGACUUAAUCACAGACUACAUGUCCUAAUGUCUUAUUACUGGCAAUAAAGAAAUAAAAUGGAAAUCGGUGUAAGACAUAAAAGCUUUGAUGAGUGUUCUAUUAGCUGAGGCGUCAUUAAAACAAAGACAUUAAGACAAAGACAUUAUAAGAACCCUUGAUACCCAGCCAACACAGUCAGGAACCCAACCACAAAAACCUGAGACCAAGGGGACUAUUAUAAAACAUGAAUAAGAAGAGUAUCAAGUAAUCAAGUAUUGUAUUGUAUUUUUAUCAGCAAUGAUAGUAAUAAAUACAGCAACAGUGAUGCUUCAGCAGUUUGCAGAUAUGGGCCUACAGCCUAAAAGAAAUCACCAUAUCAUGUUUAUAUGGACUCACAUCAGAGAAUUCAGAUUUAGUAAUUCGAGCUUUUACACUUGAAGUCAUUGGUUUGUUCAAAAUCAUUGAGCGAGGAAUUAAAUUUGUGUUUUUUUCCACACUAUCUCUGUUCCACUAACAAACACCCUCUCACUGUUCGUUGUUUUCUUAUACCAGUGGGACCUGGUGUGUGACAAAGCUGCACUGAACAGCCUUGGUUCGUCUAUCUAUAUGUCUGGCCUACUGGUGGGAUCCCUUGUGUUUGGGGCCAUGGCAGACAGGUAGGCUGUUGCUUUGUCUUUGCAAAAGGGUAAGUAACCUGUUAUUAUGGAAAGACAGAAGACACAGCGGGAGGUGUUUGACACAUCCUGCAGAUAAAGUUCAAAGGCUCAUGUUACCUGCCAAGGCUUAGGACUGAUUCUUUGAAUGUGAUUUAUCUUAAAGAUCCAGAUGCUUAUGUUUGUGACAAAAGUUGUAUUAUUUUCCCAUACAAUAUUUACUCUUCUUUAUGAAUAAGGUGAAUAUUUGCCUGUAUGGACUGGUCUCAUCUUAUCACAGAAAAGUUCAUCAUGUACUUAUUUAUGCAUGUGCUUGGAAAGCAAACUCAUGUCCAUGCAUUCUCUCUGUGUGUGUGAAAGGUAUGGCCGACGUUUCAUCCUGCUUCUGUCCAUCGCUCUUCAGACUGUGUUUGGAGUUGCUGUGGCCUUUGCACCCAGCUUUCCUGUCUAUGUGGUUCUUCGCUUUGUAGUUGGCACUACGAUCUCUGGGGUCAUCAUCAAUGCAUUUGUGCUCGGUACAUGCCAAACAGAGUUACUCAAUUUCUUUAAUAAAAGCUCAAAUUAACUUAUGACAGAGGCUGUUUGUUUCCAGGAAGCUCAGACAUGAAAAUAUCUCUUAGUCGCAAAAUUACGAUUUCUUUUAUUAAACUUUUAAACUCUUCAUCUCUCUGCAUCUUCUGUUCCCAAAGUAAUUUAUAAGGCAUGUAAAAGUUCCAUGAAUAUUAACAUUAUUAUAAGUGGUGACUGUGAUUGUUCAUCAUUUCUCCAUCCCAGAAUGUAAAUCCUUGCCACCACCUUCAAUCCCCAAACCAACAUCACAGUUUAACCCUCUUCUCCUGAUCCUCCUCCUCUUUUCCACCCCCUACCACACCCUGUCUUGUGUUUCUAAAGGCACUGAGUGGACCUGCACUAAGAAGCGAAUGCUAGCAGGUAUCAUCACGGACUAUGCGUUUGGUCUGGGCUACAUGCUACUGGCAGGCAUAGCAUACUUGAUACGAGACUGGAGAAAGUUGCAACUGGCCAUAUCAGCACCUGGCUUCCUGCUUUUCUUUUAUAUAUGGUGGGAAGAUCACACUGAACAUUAGAUCCACCGUGUAUUCAUACAUUAAGACAUUAUAUUCUCCCUUAUAACCCCUCUUUUCCUCCUCUCUGCUUAUUCCCGGCUCUUUCUUCUAUUUCUUUCCACUCUCUGUCCUCUCACUCCCUCCUGUAUACUCCCUCUUUCUCUGUCAGGGUGCUCCCUCAGUCUGCCAGGUGGUUGUUGGCCAAUAACAGAAGGGAAGAAGCCAUUGCACUCCUCCGCAAGGCAGCACUUGUUAAUGGUCGGGUCUUACCCCCAGUUGUACAGGUAUAACUCUGGACAUUUAAUUGUCAUGAUAAUCUCAUGUCAUAAAGACCCCUUAACUGAGCAUUUUAAAGCAUAUGGAUGGGAGCAACAUUUAUAAAAAGCUUAAACCAACAGGGCUUUUGUCACUUUCUCCACCCCUGCUAGCUUUGUUUUCCUGCUUUAUUCAUUUUUUCACUGCAGAUGUAAAUAUGGUAAAGAGUUCAAAAAAUUUUUUAUCUGAGGACUUGAAAUAGAGGAACAGCAAACCUUGUUCACAGACUGUAUUUGAAGAUCUUUACCAGGAUAUACAAUCUGUGAUCUGGUUCUGCCAAAAACACCAAGAUAAUGGCUAUCAGAGCCUCCAGGAGUCAUUAAUACGCCUUAAUAUUUUGUACUGAUGAAAAAAAGUUUCAUGGUGGGUAAGAGUUGAUGUUAAUUCUUUAAAAGUAAAGAGAGUAAAUUGGUGUAUUCCUGAUAAAUCCAUUACAAAAACAAAUAAAAAUCCAGAUUUACUCUAUUUUAAGCUCCUGUGAGGAACCUCCAGUUUGUGCCAAUUUUGGCGCCCCCUGUGGACAAAGCAGGCGCUUCCUAUCCCCUUAUAUACUGUAUGUAUAUAUGCUUGAAUAGUGUUUUCUGACAAAAAAAUCAUAAUUUAGACUUUUGACACCCAAAUGUAUCGCUUCCUGUGAAUAUUUUAUGUAGAUAUUGUAAAAAAAAAAAAAAAAAAAAAGGCCUGUUUUUGCUGGCAAGUUUCAGGCAUUAAAAAAAGACAAAUAUUUUCAAUCUUGUAGCUGAGGGUCUUGUUUGCAUGUGUAUAUCAUAAAAAAACAAACAAACAAAAAAAAAAACACGGAUAUGAAUUUCAGUCUGCUUAAUGUUAAAAAAACUCUUCACAGGAACUUUUAUGCUCAUUUACCAGGUGAGAAUGACAUUAAUGGCACCAGGAUGUCGUAUACAAUUGUUUCUAAUUAAUCUACAUUGUCAGUGUAAAUGUAAUGAGGAGAAAAGGACAUGUUACCCAAUUUAAAAACUCUCACUCAUUGCCAUGUUUUUUAAAGUCAUGUGGGUCCCUAUGGCACAGAGGAACAUGCUACAGCAGACCUGUUUCUCAUGGUGGAUGUAUCAGAGAUUAAAAUGACUUAUGAGUCUCACCUAACAUGUGUCCAGGUUGGGAAGGUUUUUGAAGGAGCCAAGCAAAGUCAUUCAGUGGUGGAUCUGGUCCGAACACCUAAAAUGAGAAAGAGGAGUAUCAUCUUGUUCUACAUCUGGUAAAUUGCAUGUGUAUGUGUGCAUGCUCUAAUGCUUUUAACAUCUUGAACAAAUCAAAAAUCGAACAAAUUCCUUUCAUUACUCAUCAUUUCUCAUUUCUUGUCUGUCUGUAUAACUACUCCUCUUUCCACUCCAGGUUUGUGAAUGUGCUGGUGUAUUACGGCCUCUCGCUGGGAGUGUCCAGGUUAGGGACAAACCUCUACCUGACCCAGUUUGUGUUUGGGUUGAUUGAGAUCCCAGCUCGAUCUCUCGUCCUGCUUGUUUUGCCCUGCAGUCGCCGAUUCUCUCAAAGUGGAUUUCUGGCUGUCGGAGGGCUCGCCUGUCUGCUCAUGCUCGCUGUCCCUGCAGGUAGGAUAAUCUCUGCCCUCUGGUGGUCUGGGAAGAAUGGGUCUUGUAAGAUCAUUCUUUAAUCUAAUAAUGAGGGAACAUGAAUAUAUUUCUCUGUUUUUGUAGAUCAGCCCAAUGUCCUGACUGGUCUGGCUAUGGUGGGGAAAUUUGGUAUCACCGCUUCCUUUGCUGUAAUCUAUGUAUACACUGCAGAGAUAUUCCCCACUGUGCUUCGGUGAGACUUUUGCUUCCAUGCGGCUUUCAGAGUGAUGUGUGUUUCAAGACAGAUUCCCAUCAUUUUUCCCCACUGUACUCACAGGCAAACUGGUAUCGGUGUAUCCAGUAUGUUUGCAAGGAUGGGUGGUGUGUUAGCACCCAUCAUCAACAUGCUUCACAACACCAGCCCAGUUACACCUCUGAUCAUCUUCGGUACCUCCCCACUGUUGGGUGCUGUCCUGGCUCUGGCGCUUCCUGAGACUGCUGGCAGACCUCUCCCUGACACAGUGGAGGAUGCAGAGAACUGGGAUGAAAGGUACAACAAGUCUUUGCAAAUCUCUAGUCCUGAGUCAAAACCUGAGUAAAGACAGGCGGGACCCAAGUGAAAUUACUAACUAUGAAUUUCCAGUCCCGAGUAAGUCUUGCACACUCAAAUGAGAUGCCAAUUUAUUGAAGCAAUAACUAGUUAAAUUUACAUAAUUUCUGAAUCAUUUUUGUACUUUUUUAAAAUAGUUUUUCCAAACUAUGGCUCAGUUUCUCCAAAUACAAGAAGUUAACUUCUUUACCAAACUCCAUAAAUCUCUCGUGACCAUAGACUGUAUAUAGAAUUGACGUCGUCUGCCUCCUUGCUGGGUGAAGCCACCACGAAAACAGCACCCUCUGGUGACGGGCUGCAAGCAUAUAUCUCACCUCCUCCAGCAAUCCCUGUGGAGCUGUGAACAAACUUAAGAAACUAAUUACACAAAAAAUACAUUUUUCUCCCCCGUGGUUGCGAUGUUGACAUGUAGUAACUGUAAGACUGGUUUGUGCUCAAGUCCUCUUUAUUCUGUACAGCUCCAUUUUUAAAAAAGUUAUGAGAGUGUUCAUGUUUUCUAUGAUUGACACUUGAUACAGCCUAUGGGUGUACGAAGAUUGCAUAGCUCACCUGAGGCAUACGCCAUUUAAGCAGAGAGGAUCAUCACAGCGACUCUCCUGCUAAAUGUGGACAAUGCUUCUGCACGAGUGGUGGUUCCAGGAAGUGGAGAAAAUCCCGAAAAUACCGAGAGCAAUUCGGCUUCAAAUCCAUAAAAUGAUGGUAUACUAUGGCCAAGUUGUCCAUAGUAUAUAUUGUGUCUUCACUUGUGACACACAGCGCUCUAAACCAUGUUUUCUCUCCUCAAAACUAGUUACAUCCAUCCAUCCACAAAAACAAAACCCACAUCUACAUACCUCUGUCUUACAGAGCAUUCAAUAAACAUUGAAAUCAUUAAGAGGGGGACGUGACUACGCAAACUUAACUUUCGCAUUGUAGUUUUAAGCCUUACUGAUGAAUAUAAGGUAACUCUGCCUUGGAAUAUAUAUUAACUUCAGUUUCCUUAAGCAAAUUUAAAUAUCAAACUAGCUUAGAAGUUGCUGUAUCCGUCUGUGAUUCUUGGCCUGCUGCAUGGUUUUAGCUGAUUAUCUACUAAUUUUCACAUCAGUGAAAGGGACUUCGGUAGUGUGUUUGUGCUGCUGGCACUGCUGACUAUUCAUUCAAUAGCUCUGAUGUCCAUCAGUGUAACCUUCCUUCUUCUUUACUGUUUGUUCUAAAACUUGAUAGGAUGGUGACAGAUGCUUCAAACAUUGUUGCCCUCUGUGUGAAUGAACAAAAAGCUUUCGCAAUAUUUAAGUCUAGAAGUAAGGGAGAAUAUAUUCAGUUUGAAAUUUCAUUUUUGAACCAUGAGGCUCAAGUUCAAGUCAUUGUUGAGUCGUAAGUUCUACAUAAUAUUAUCAAACUGAAUCUAAUGUUUUAGCGUUCUUGGAAAAAAACGUGAGAGAUCACUUUCUUUAUCUGGAGAAGUAAGCGUUGCACCUGCUGUUGAAGCGUUAUCACUAAUGUUUACAUAUUUGAUGCCCCUGAGCAGAACAUAGCGGUCCUGUUUGUACCUAUCUGAAGACCAAGCUUUCACCAGCCCAAACCUUCUGUUUUGUGUUUUGCAGGUUGCCUCCCAGCAAGAACCCUGUCAUGUCAGAGGGUAUUAGCCAACCAGUAAGCAGCACUGAGGAGCAAGAGUUAAGGCAUUUAGCGAGCCAGACCUAG